Messenger RNA from Rhodamnia argentea, 1128 nucleotides. Its product is annotated as C2 domain-containing protein At1g53590-like. Gene Ontology annotation, molecular function: lipid binding. NCBI's taxonomy places the organism in Eukaryota, Viridiplantae, Streptophyta, Magnoliopsida, Myrtales, Myrtaceae. Bases 1 to 1128 code for a protein of 375 amino acids. The record is from RefSeq and is a predicted model, not a curated record. The transcript is spliced from 10 exons.
AUGCCCCAUGUGGGCAUUGUGUUGCUUCUGCUUCGUCUCUACUCUGCAUUCAACAGUAGAGACCCAAUUCCCUACUUCAUGUCUCUCCUUUACCUCACCUGGGUUCUUGCAGAUUCAGAAAUUCUGCGGUUGUUAAACUAUGUGAUAGAAAAGCUGUGGCCUGUAUGCAUGGAAGAAUAUGCAUCAAAGAAGAUUUUCCAACCAACCGUUGAUUGGAUCCUGGAGAAACAUAAAGAAUCAACUUUGAAGAAAGCCCUGGUUCAGUGCCUGUGCCUGGGAAGUAAUCCACCUACGUUUACUGAAGUCCAUGUUUUCCGUAAUUCACAUGAGAAUGAGGGCUGGGUUAUAGAGGUGGGGAUAAAUUUUUGUGCAGUUGAUCAUAUGCGCUCCAUACUUGCUAUCAAACUGCGGGAUAGAUUGGGACGAGGAAUGUGGGUGAAGCUGGAUAUGAAAAAUUUGUACGUUGAUGGGAAGGUCUUAAUCAUGGUGAAUUUUCUCAAUCACUGGCCUUUUGUACGCCGCGUUCAAGUAUGCUUUGUCGAGCCACCGCAUUUCAGCAUGGCUGUAAAACCUCUCUUUACUUUUGGGCUUGAUGUUAUGGAACCUCCUGUCAUUGUUGUGUGGCUGGAUAAGCUUCUGUCCAUUGCAUUGAAGAAGAUGCUUGUAUGGCCCAGCGCUCUAAUGUUCGAUAUGGAGAAAUAUGCUUCAACAUGCCCAGAAAGUUGCUUCUCCUUGAAUGCAGAGGAGCCUGAUGCUUGUGUUAAAGUUGGAGCAAUUACAACCUCUGGGUUAAAACCACCAUGGUUUCUUGUUGACUGGUAUGUAAAAGUUAGACUGGGUAAUUGUUUAUUCAGGAGCAGCACACAGAAGACACAAUCUCCUAGUUGGGACGAAGAAAUCAGGAUACCUGUCACAUGGGAGUUGCGUGAUAAGAUAAGAGUUGAAGUCUGCUACAAGGGCUUCUUAUUCGACAAGACUUACGGAUGGAGUUCUUUAUGUAUAAAUGCUGUUAGAGAUGGGAGAACACAUCCCAGGCAGUUGCGUCUUAGUAACAAAGAAAGACAGUAUUUGCAUCUUUCAGUAACUGUGCUUGAAAGCAAUGUACCGGCUCUAUCUGCUGUUCCUUAA